This is a messenger RNA of Triticum aestivum (bread wheat), 1851 nucleotides long. RefSeq names its product F-box/LRR-repeat protein 14-like. The record is from RefSeq and is a predicted model, not a curated record. NCBI's taxonomy places the organism in Eukaryota, Viridiplantae, Streptophyta, Magnoliopsida, Poales, Poaceae. Gene Ontology annotation, cellular component: SCF ubiquitin ligase complex. The transcript has a single exon. Gene Ontology annotation, biological process: SCF-dependent proteasomal ubiquitin-dependent protein catabolic process. Gene Ontology annotation, molecular function: protein binding. Bases 391 to 1851 code for a protein of 486 amino acids.
UGGUUCAGAUUCAUCGUCAAUUCUAGCUCCUUUCUUUGUACAAGUAUUCUCUUAGUUAGGCCGUUAUUCAGGCUCUGCUACUUAUGGUGCUAGUAUAAUUUAUGAUGUAGCCCGCCUGUAGCGUCAUUUUUUCUUUCUAACAAUCUAGAGACAGACAAGGUGCUAGCUAGCUACUUUAAUAAAUCUCCAUGCUUAUGAAGAACACACAAGUUUUGGAGGGAUACAGAAAAUGCUCAAAGUUCAUCAGUAUAUUCUUUGUAAUGAGUGUCGCCGGUGUCAUCUCCAUCUUCACAUGCAUUAUUCUGAUAUAUCAUAAGUUUGACUUCAGCUCGUCGCUUGUUUUCUGAACCUUGAUAUAUAUUAACUAAUUGCUACAGCUGAAUUUGUUCGAUGGAGGACCUACCGGAGGCUCUGGUGACAGAGAUUCUCAAGAGGAUCACCAGCACAAGUGAUCUGAAUUCUCUUUCCCUUGUGUCAAAGCAGCUCUACAAGAUAGAGGGGAAUCAGAGAGGUUCUAUCUAUGUUGGUUCUGGUCUUUGCACUGCUACGAAAGCACUGACAUCAUUGUGCGCCCGGUUCCCAAAUUUGCGAAAAGUGGAAAUUGAUUACUCUGGUUUUAUACCUGGACAUGGAAAGCAGUUGGACAACAAAGGCCUUUUUGUGUUUUCAUCUCACUGUUCCUCGCUGACUGACCUCACCUUAAGCUUCUGCUCAUGCAUCGAUGAUUCUGGGCCUCGUUGUUUAGCUUAUUGCAAGACAUUGGUGUCUCUCAGGCUGAACUCUGCACCAAAAAUAACGUCAAUUGGGCUUUUCUCGGUCGCAGUUGGUUGCACAAGUCUAUCUGCCCUUCACCUUAUUGAUUGCGAGAAAAUUAACAGUGUAGAGUGGCUGGAAUACCUUGGUAGGGAUGGAUCAUUGAAAGAGCUUGUAGUGAAGAAUUGCAAAGGAAUCAAUCAUCGUGACUUCCUAAAGUUUGGUUCAGGAUGGAUGAAGCUCCAGAAGUUUGAGUUUGAGAGGAAAAGAGGAAUAGAUGAUCGUCUUCUAGGUGAUAUGGUCUAUGACUCCUCGUACAAUGCUCAUAGCACGGAUAUAUAUGAUUUCUGUUGUGAGAGUUUGAAGGAUUUGAGAUUAGCGCAUAUUAAAACUUGGCCAGAAGUAGGACUUCGUGUUGUUCUAGGGAAGUGUAAAGCAUUGGAGAAGCUUUGCCUUGAGUAUGUUCAUGCCCUAAAUGACAAUGACAUGAUUGCAUUAUCUCGAAGCUGCAACAACCUUAAAAGCAUCUUACUUUGUCUUAACCUGCAGUGCUACUCUAGUGAUGUCAGCUACUGUGAAACCAGGACGUCAUUUACUGAUAACAGCCUUUAUGCUAUAGCCCUCAACUGUCCUACGCUUCAGAUCGUAGACCUCAGAUUUACACGAUGUUCCCGUGACUGGCCGUUAGAAAUAGGAUUCACACAGAAGGGUUUUCUGACACUCAUUCAGUCCUGUCCAAUUCGUGUUCUCGUGCUAAACAACGCCAACUUCUUUGAUGACGAGGGGAUGAAGGCCGUCUCAUCCUCACCACAUCUGGAGACACUCGAGCUUAUAUUGUGUCAUGCGGUAACUGAUGCUGGGAUGCGCUUCAUUGCGCACACCCCAUGCUUGAGUAAUCUCAUACUUCGGGCGUGUCAUAACAUUACUGGUGUUGGAAUUGCUGAACUAGGACGUGCACAUAAUUUAGAGUCUUUCGUCAUUGAGGAUUGUGGUGAGAUCUCUCUGCAAGCUACGCAAGGUGUAAUCAAGUCAGUUCACUACUCCAGCAAGUUUUCAGAUGCCCUGAAGAAGAAACUUGGAUUUUUGGGCAAGUGUUGA